CUAUAUUUCUGUAUCUAUGAUGUAUAUUCCAAGAAACCAACUUUUUGACCAAAGACCAAGAUUUUGAAGCAUCACAAGAUCUUGAAUCUUUAUUUAUUCACUUAAUUUGUAAUAAUAAUAAUGCUAGAACUUUUAUGCUCCUUCAAUAAGGAUAUUCUAACAAUCAAGCCUCCAAAAAAGGCUUCGGUUGUAUGGAGAUUGAUGCUAUCAGCAUUUGCAAUGGUGUGUGGUAUUUAUAUAUGUUCAAUUUGUUUAAAGCAAAUGAAACUUCAAAACACGAAUAGGUUUUUAUUCUUUCAAGAUUACGAGAGGCCUUGUUACGACACCGUUGUUGAUCGUUCGCAAAUACCUUACUUGCAUUACCCAAAGCCCAAAACAUUCAAUAGGUCGGAGUGUGCUGGAAAUCCUGUGCGGUUGUUUGCCAUUGUGUCUAUGCAAAGAUCGGGAAGUGGAUGGUUUGAAACUUUGUUAAAUAGUCAUGUAAAUGUGAGUUCUAAUGGCGAGAUUUUUGGCCCAAAGAGUAGGAGGGAUAACGUGUCAUCAAUAGUUAAAACGCUUGAUCAGGUUUACAAUCUGGACUGGUUUACUAGUUCUUCCAAGAACGAAUGUUCUGCUGCGAUUGGAUUCAAAUGGAUGCUUAACCAGGGAUUGAUGCAACAUCCUAAAGAGAUAGCACAAUACUUCAAUGAUAGGGGUGUUAAUGUAGUUUUCCUCUUGCGGAGAAAUGUAUUGCGAAGAUUGGUCUCGAUGCUUGCAAAUGUCUAUGAUAAAGAGGCCAAGCUGCUAAAUGGAGUCCAUGUGUCUCAUGUGCACUCUCAUGAAGAGGCUUCUUUACUUUCAAAAUACAAACCUGAAAUCAAUGUCACAUCACUGAAAUCGGAUUUGAGGGGAAUGGAAUCGACGGCCAUAAAGGCACUCAACUAUUUCAAUGGCACGCGCCACAUCAUAAUCUACUAUGAAGAUCUCAUGAAAGACCCCUCUAAGCUCAUAGAAGUUGAAGAUUUUUUGAAGUUGCCACGGAUGAAUUUGACAAGUCAACAGGUCAAAAUACACAAAGGGGCGUUAUCGGAGCACAUCAAUAACUGGGAAGAAGUCAACAAGACACUUAGUGGAACAGCUUAUGAGAAAUUUCUACAAGCUGAUUACUGAUGGAAGACUCGUGUAAAUAACCUUUGUUGCAACUAAUUGAACCCGAUAGGAGCUGAGAUACAAACCUGUUUUUAUUAACCCAAAAAACCACCAAAGAUGGUGGUUUUUUUUUUGUCAGUAUAGUGUUGUUUCUUGCAGAUUUGUUUUAGGAUACAUUCAUUGAAUGCUAGGUAGAUUUACGUGUUCUUUUUUGCUUGUAGGAAACAUUUUGAGAAAGUGUAAUUAGGUUAGAAAUCUUCAGUUAGUGUCUCACUAGCUGUGGUGAUGUUCUUUUAAGUCAAGAUAUACGUGUGUCAAAGUCUAUUUGACAAUGCACAUCAAUGUAUGCAAUAUUGUUUUCAGGUAAUCCUAUCCUUGUUAUACUGUUUCUAUUAAAGGUGAUGAAUUGAUUUGAGUUCUUUUUUAUUUCCAA
This is a messenger RNA of Erigeron canadensis, 1561 nucleotides long. Its product is annotated as nodulation protein H-like. The record is from RefSeq and is a predicted model, not a curated record. The transcript is spliced from 6 exons. Lineage: Eukaryota; Viridiplantae; Streptophyta; Magnoliopsida; Asterales; Asteraceae. Gene Ontology annotation, molecular function: sulfotransferase activity. Bases 121 to 1149 code for a protein of 342 amino acids.